Messenger RNA from Nelumbo nucifera (sacred lotus), 3147 nucleotides. RefSeq names its product V-type proton ATPase subunit a1-like. Gene Ontology annotation, cellular component: vacuolar proton-transporting V-type ATPase, V0 domain; vacuolar proton-transporting V-type ATPase complex. The record is from RefSeq and is a predicted model, not a curated record. Gene Ontology annotation, molecular function: ATPase binding; proton-transporting ATPase activity, rotational mechanism. Gene Ontology annotation, biological process: vacuolar acidification; proton transmembrane transport. Lineage: Eukaryota; Viridiplantae; Streptophyta; Magnoliopsida; Proteales; Nelumbonaceae.
GCGCGCGGGAAACAGCAGAUUCCGAGUCGCUUGUUGACGGUGGUAGAGAGAAUCACCUCAGACGGACGAGAAUUUGCGGUCCUAAUGGCAGUUGCAAAGCAUAAACUGAAAACGGGGCGUGGGAAAUAAAACAGAGGGAGAGAGAGGUCUGUGUGUUCAGAUCUGCGGAUCUGCACUCCCAGGUAGAGCUUUCGUUGUUCAUGGACAAUGGAUUUUGUCGACAACCUGCCGCCCAUGGAUUUUCUGCGCUCCGAGAAGAUGAUAUUCGUUCAACUCAUAAUACCCGUGGAAUCAGCUCACCGAGCUGUCUCUUACAUCGGCGAACUCGGUCUUCUUCAAUUCAAAGAUUUAAAUGCUGACAAAAGCCCUUUCCAACGAACAUUUGUUAAUCAGGUGAAGCGAUGUGGGGAGAUGUCAAGGAAGUUACGUUUCUUCAAAGAUCAAAUUACUAAAGCUGGUAUAGUACUUCCUGUCCGUCCUGCACCACAGCCAGAUAUUGACUUAGAAGAAUUAGAGAUACAACUUGCCGAGCAUGAACAUGAGCUUAUUGAAAUGAACGCAAAUAGUGAGAAAUUACGACAAAGUUACAGUGAGCUCCUGGAGUUCAAGAUGGUAUUGCAAAAGGCAGGUGGCUUCCUUGUUUCAGCUCAGAGUCACACAGUUGCACAAGAGAGAGAAUUAGAUGAAAAUAUUUACUCAAAGGAUGACUAUGCCGACAGAGCAUCAUUACUUGAACAGGAAAUGCGGCCUGGUCCAUCGAAUCAAGCUGGCUUGAGAUUUAUUAGUGGCAUUAUUUGCACAUCCAAAAUUCUAAGAUUUGAAAGGAUGCUUUUCCGUGCCACAAGGGGCAAUAUGCUUUUUAAUCAAGCACCAUCUGAGAAAUAUGCUAUAGAUCCCAUGUCAACUGAAAUGGUUGAGAGAACAGUGUUUGUAGUUUUCUUCUCUGGGCAGCAGGCAAAAACAAAAAUAAUGAGAAUUUGUGAAGCAUUUGGUGCAAAUUGCUAUCCUGUUCCUGAAGAUAUUACCAAACAAAGGCAAAUAACUCAAGAGGUUUUAUCACGAUUAUCUGAACUGGAAACAACACUGGAUGCAGGGCUCCGCCACAGAAAUAAAGCCCUUACUUCAAUUGGUUUUCACUUAAGGAAGUGGACUAUUAUGGUAAGAAAGGAGAAAGCUGUAUAUGAUACAUUGAAUAUGCUGAACUUUGAUGUUACAAAAAAGUGUCUAGUUGGGGAAGGGUGGUGCCCUAUAUUUUCAAAGCCUCAGAUUCACAAUGUAUUGCAACGUGCAACACUUGAUAGCAACUCACAAGUGGGGAUAAUAUUUCAUGUGAUGGAUGCUGUGGAAUCACCACCUACAUAUUUUAGAACCAACUGCUUUACGAAUGCCUUUCAGGAAAUUGUUGAUGCAUAUGGUGUUGCUAGGUACCAAGAAGCAAACCCCGCUGUUUAUACUGUUAUUACAUUUCCAUUUCUUUUUGCUGUAAUGUUCGGGGACUGGGGACAUGGAAUAUGCUUAUUGUUGGGAGCAAUAAUUCUAAUUGCUCGUGAGAAUAAACUUGGUUCUCAGAAACUAGGCAGCUUUAUGGAGAUGGCUUUUGGUGGGCGCUAUGUAAUCCUUUUGAUGUCACUAUUUUCUAUCUAUUGUGGCUUGAUUUACAAUGAAUUCUUCUCUGUUCCCUAUCAUAUAUUUGGUGGGACUGCUUACAAAUGUCGGGAUACUACAUGCAGGGAUGCACAUACAGCUGGUCUAGUCAAGUACCGUGAUCCAUAUCCAUUUGGUGUGGAUCCUAGCUGGCGUGGAAGUCGUUCAGAGUUGCCUUUCCUCAAUUCUCUCAAAAUGAAAAUGUCUAUUUUGUUAGGUGUAUCUCAAAUGAACCUAGGGAUAAUUUUGAGUUACUUCAAUGCAAGGUUCUUUGGCAGUUCAUUGGAUAUAAGGUAUCAAUUUGUGCCACAGAUGAUAUUUCUUAACAGUCUCUUUGGGUAUCUUUCCCUCCUCAUUGUCAUCAAGUGGUACACAGGGUCUCAAGCAGAUCUUUACCAUGUUAUGAUUUACAUGUUCUUGAGCCCCACGGACAAUCUUGGUGAGAAUCAGUUGUUUUGGGGCCAAAGACCACUGCAGAUCUUGUUGUUGCUUUUGGCUAUUGUUGCUGUUCCUUGGAUGCUCCUUCCAAAACCAUUUAUUUUGAGGAAACAGCAUUUAGAGAGAUUUCAAGGUCGUACAUAUCGAAUGCUUGGCACCUCUGAGAUGGAUCCAGAUGGUGAACCUGAUUCUGCACGGCAACAUCUUGAGGAGUUUAAUUUCAGUGAAGUAUUUGUGCAUCAAAUGAUACAUUCAAUUGAAUUUGUCCUUGGAGCAGUGUCAAAUACUGCCUCUUAUCUUCGUCUCUGGGCUCUGAGUUUGGCCCAUUCAGAGCUGUCAACUGUAUUCUAUGAGAAGGUCCUUCUUCUAGCCUGGGGGUAUGACAACAUUCUCAUUCGACUGAUAGGGCUUGUGGUUUUUGCCUUUGCCACAGCCUUCAUCUUACUCAUGAUGGAGACACUCAGUGCGUUUCUCCAUGCCUUGCGUCUCCAUUGGGUGGAAUUCCAAAGCAAGUUUUACCAUGGAGAUGGAUACAAGUUCAAACCCUUCUCUUUUGCCUCGCUGCCCGAUGAUGAUGAUUAGUCCACUAAUUUCCUUCGAUACCACUCCUUUAUUUGAAACAGAAAAAAGUGAAAAUACAAAGAAAACAAGAUAGAAAUAGGAUUAUAGAAGCCCGGAUUAGAUUUUGAUGGAGAGAGAGAGAAAGAGAGUUGUUUGGCUGUGAAUGAUGUCAGUCACCUCUUACUUGUAUCAUUUGCUGCUCUACUUAGAAAUGUAUGUAUACAUCCCUGCUUAAUUUUUUUUUUACGAGGUGUUGAUGUAGAAACCAGGAAGAUCUCUUUACGACCCUGGGAAGUCGGUCGGUCGAUCAACAGUUGAGCCUUGUAAUUUCUUUUUAUUGUUUUUCAUGAAGCCAUUAAAUUUCAAUUCUUGUAAAGGUGCAAGGGUUACGUACCAUUUCUUUUCAAUUCUUGUAAAGCCAUUAACUUUUGUUCAUUAGUUCUUCAGAGAAGCAGAUCGUUAAAUCUUAAUAAAUAAAGAAGAUGCAGUGGAUUUUACAGGUAA